CAUUUCGACAAUUUGAACUAUUUUUAAGUAUAAUGAGCAACAUGCGUCCACACCAGACUUGAGAUUUAACGGAGAUAGUGUCCUUCUUUUCUGAGUAUUUUGGACCGAAGAGGAGUUCUCCGACAUUAUUUAUUGUAUUGUUGACUUACUCGCUCGGUAGCUAGCUCCGUUAGCCAGAGAGCGUAUUGAACUAGUUAAAGCUAGCUCGGCCGCUAACGGCAGUGUCGCUCCUCUCGCUACCUUUCUGUUAGUCCCUUCUCUCGGGCACCAGCCGCCGGAACAGCCGUUCGGUGCCUCCACAAGUCCUCGGCAUGGCUGACAGCAGCAUACUGACUUUGGGGACAGCCCGGAGUCUGUUGGUGGACACUUCGGUCUAUGAUUCGAGGAUCGCAGAAACCACCAAGGACCAUUUAUUUCUGGGCAUGUCAUAUGACGACGGGGAAGAUAUGCUGCCAAAAGUGGAGACGAGGGUUGUUCUUGUGGGAGCAGCGGGCAGAAAUGGAGCACUGGUCAAAGCACUGCAGGCUAUCAGAAUAAUGGAGGUACCGGUGGUAAAGAUAAGACAAGGCGAGGCGGGCUCCGAGGAGAAAAUGAUGAUAAAAUCUAUAGUCAAUAUGGAAAUCAAUACCCCGUACAUAAUGACGGACAACGUCAAGGAGUUUGGAGAUGGAGAGAACACCGAUUUCGAGACGGUGUUUGUCCUCACCGACUUUGAUUCUCCCGACUACAACUACCUCUACAAACACGACAACCGCAUUGUGGGGCCUCCCGUCGUGCUGCACUGUGCUUCCAAGGAGGAAUCUCUCCAGUUCUCCUGUCGGCCUCUCUACUGCACCACAAUGCUCAACCUGUCGCUGUGUUUCACCGGCUUCAGGAACAAAGAGGAAGUGAAGAACUUGGUGAAUCUGGUUCAUCACAUGGGUGGAAUCAUCCGGAAAGACUUCUCCACCAAGGUUACUCAUCUCAUCGCUUACUCCACUCAUGGCGAGAAAUACAGGCUGGCAGUGUGCAUGGGGACGCCCAUUCUGACUCCAUCAUGGAUUCAUAAGGCUUGGGAGAGAAGAGAUGAAGUGCACUUUUACGCAGAAGAUGAGGAGUUUCGAACAGAGUUCAAAGUAUCUCCGCUCCAGGACUGCAUCCUCAGUUUUCUGGGGUUUUCAGAUGAAGAGAAGGCCAACAUGGAGGAGAGGACUCUCAAACACGGUGGCAGGUAUCUUGAGGUUGGAGAUGAGAGGUGUACACACAUGGUGGUGGAGGAAAACUCAGUAAAGGAGCUUCCAUUAUCUCCCAAGAAACUCUAUGUGGUCAAACAGGAGUGGUUCUGGGGCAGCAUUCAGAUGGACGCUCGAGCCGGAGAGUCCAUGUACUUCUAUGAGAUGAAUGACAGCCCAGCCAUGAAGAAGGCAGUUUCCCUCCUCUCCCUCACCACGCCCAACAGUAACCGCAAGCGUCGGCGUCUCAGGGACACGCUGGCUCAGUUCACCAGGGAGUCGGAGAUCUCCCCCUUCCCUCCGCCACGCAAAAGGCCGUCAGCAGAGCACGGCCUGUCCAACAGUUCUCUGCUGGACAUCUCUAAUACCCCUGACACAUGCAAGGCCUUGGCAGAGAGUUCAAAGCCGUCCAAGAGCUCCACUCCGGUUCUGUUCAAGCAGUCAGCCAGGUGGCAGGUCUCCAAGGAGCUCUACCAGACAGAGAGCAACUACGUGGGCAUUUUAAGCACCAUCCUACAGCUUUUCAUGCUUCCAUUGGAGAAAGAGGAGCAGGUGGGUGGAGCCAUCCUGGCCCAAGAAGAAUUGAAGACAAUUUUUGGCAGCAUCCAAGAAAUCUACGAGGUUCACACUAAGAUAAAGAGUAACCUUGAGGAGCUGCUGAGAGACUGGUCAGAGGACAGGAGUGUAGGAGCUAUCAUUCUCAAAUAUUCUAAGGAGCUGGUAAAAGCCUACCCUCCCUUCGUCAACUUCUUUGAAAUUGGCAAGGAGACCAUUGUCCGCUGUGAGAAACAAAAACCACGCUUCCAUGCUUUUCUCAAGAUCAACCAGGCCAAGCCCGAGUGUGGCAGGCAGACGUUGGUGGAGCUGCUCAUCAGACCCGUACAGAGACUGCCCAGUGUGGCCCUUCUUCUUAACGACAUAAAGAAGCAUACGUCAGAUGACAACCCAGACAAGAUAACGCUGGAGAAAGCAAUUGACUCUCUGAAAGAAGUCAUGACUCACAUCAAUGAGGACAAGAGGAAGACUGAAGGCCAGAAGCAGAUCUUUGAUGUUGUCUAUGAAGUGGAUGGCUGUCCUGCUAACUUGCUCUCGUCCCAUCGCAGCCUGGUCCACCGGGUAGAAACGAUUGCCCUGGGAGACCAGCCUUGUGACCGAGGAGAGCACGUCACACUCUUCCUCUUUAACGACUGCUUAGAGAUCGCGAGGAAGCGGCACAAGGUGAUCAAUACAUUUAAGAGUCCGCUCGGACAGACAAGACCACCGCCUCCGUUCAAACACAUCACACUGAUGCCGCUGUCCCAGAUCCGCAAAGUGCUGGACCUGCAGGACACAGAGGAGUGUGUGAAUGCGUUCGCCUUGGUGGUUCGCCCUCCAACUGAACAGGAGAACUUGUUGUUCAGCUUCCAACUGGCCGGGGAGGAAACGGUUAAAAGUGCCUGGCUGCGAACUCUGUGCCGCCAAGUCGCCAACACCAUCUGCAAGGCUGAUGCGGAAGACCUGAUUCAGAGCACAGACCCAGACUCACUUCAGGUCAGCACCAAGGAUAUGGACAGCACCCUGAGCAAAGCCUCCAGGGCCAUCAAGAAGACCUCUAAAAAGGUGACCAGGGCCUUUUCCUUCACCAAGACCCCCAAGCGUGUGAUCCAGAGGGCGUUCAUGGCCAACAAUACUCCUGAUGAGAAGAGCCAGAGGUUGAGUUGUGAGAACCGCGUCGGCAGCAGCUCCACGCUGGCUGCACACCACUCCCCCUCCAUGGUCAAUCUGCCGUCCAUGUUUGAGAGGAAGUACCACACAUUCAGUCGUUCCACCACCCACCUCUUCUGAGACACCGCUGCCCGGGGGCCGCCGCGCAUCUUUCCACCUCCUCUGUAGUCGACUGCCGCUCAACAGAAAGACCCGGCUGGACAGGUGUGUGCUGUCCUACGCGUUAGCUACCUGUCAAUUACUGGCAAAUUGGCCUUUGUCCGUACUGGAGCUAGAGCUCCUCUCUCUCUCUCUUUUCAAAUCCAGAGGAAUUGGCGUUAGGCCCCAUUUGGAAAAGAAACCUCACUAAAGAAUAGUCCAGCUCCCGUUUGAGUGUUUCAUAGCUGAGACCUGGGCUAAGACGGGUUGAAACAAUAAACCAGUUGUUCAUCAGCCCCAAGCCCAACAUAUGAUGCAGCUGGAGCUGACGCCUCACAUCCAGCAAACAGUUUGAAGCGUCUCUUCCAAACAUGCGCGCUGCUUUAAAUGAGACUGAGCUAACCAGGAGCUAACCAGGAGGAGCUACCUGGAGGAGCUACCUGGAGGAGCUACCAGGAGGAGCUACCCGGAGGAGCUACCUGGAAUGGUGCUGCACCGUGCAGGGGGCCACUGGCGUGACAUCAGCUCUGUGAUGUCACGCCUGCGCUGUCCGUAAACGAUGAAGGAUGCUCUGCUUUUUGCCGGGUACUGUUAAUGGAUUGUCUCGUCACGAUUGAUUUGUGUCUUUUGUUAAUGUCCAGAUAAACGUUGAGUGUUAAUACGUUCAGCUUCCUGGAGGAAGUAAAUGAACGUUUCCUUUUCGAUGAUUCUGUAUUUCUGUUGAACACAUGCAGGUUGAGCUCUGGCGUUUGUUGCUUUCACUCGAACAUCAGUCUUUACUUUGCUCUGUGCGGGACUUUAUAACUGACAUGUUUUAUUGGAGUGGGGUAGACUUCAUUUCACCUGGAAUAUUAACUUCACUUCCUAUAAUCAACCCACCAUCGACAUUUAAACUUUUGAUAGUUUCCAGCUUUUAUAAAGCUUCUGUUUUAACAUGUGAGAGAUUGAGUUGAAUAAAAGCACUUGUGCUCUUGUUCCCUGUCCACGUUUUUAGACCCUUUUACAGCGUUUUAGAAGGAAUGCUGCACCACUGUACAUAUUUAUUAUUGAAGAAUACUUUUUUCUCUCUUGCUAUUUAUGGUUUCCACUUUCAUGUCUGUUCUUCCUCUAAUUCAGUUUCAUUGAGCGUCUUUUAUCUCCUGUUUCAUCUCUAUUAAAUGCACUUAAACAUG
This is a messenger RNA of Pseudoliparis swirei, 4225 nucleotides long. It is a transcript of the gene ect2, whose product is annotated as epithelial cell transforming 2. Gene Ontology annotation, biological process: nervous system development; regulation of cytokinesis, actomyosin contractile ring assembly; mitotic cytokinesis. The coding region runs from base 312 to 3035 and encodes 907 amino acids. The record is from RefSeq and is a predicted model, not a curated record. NCBI's taxonomy places the organism in Eukaryota, Metazoa, Chordata, Actinopteri, Perciformes, Liparidae. Gene Ontology annotation, cellular component: nucleus; cell cortex. The transcript has 25 exons. Gene Ontology annotation, molecular function: GTPase activator activity; guanyl-nucleotide exchange factor activity.